Molecule: messenger RNA, 3240 nt
Organism: Sphaerodactylus townsendi
Lineage: Eukaryota; Metazoa; Chordata; Lepidosauria; Squamata; Sphaerodactylidae
Gene: WDR64
Product: WD repeat domain 64
Exons: 26
Coding region: 1-3240 (1079 amino acids)
Molecular function (GO): protein binding
Source: RefSeq, a predicted model, not a curated record
AUGUCUAGGAGAAAGAUUCCAGAAGACCAUCCUGACAUUCCUGAUGGAGUCCUUUUUAAAAGUUCCUUGAAGGAAUUUCAAAAACUUGUUGACAAAAUAGUAGUUCAAAAGAGAGAGGAAAGGCUAGGAUUGUACACAAAAGAUGCUGAGGAAAUGGAUUAUGAUAAAUUCUAUGCUGCAGUCCAGGCUCUGUUUGGUCCAGAAGUGAAGUCUCAAGAUGUUAAAACCUUCUACAGAAAGAUUGGUAACAACCCAGAUGGGCGGACAGAAUGGUGUGAGAUUUUUGGCUAUUUCAUAAUGGAAGGUGACGCUCUUGCUGCCCAACUUGAUGAAGAAAACAUGGUUUUCCUGGUAUCGAAAAGGCAGCGGAUUACAAAAGCAGGAGUCAAGAGACGUGAUGUGAUAAAGUGCAUGGUAAAAAUAUCACAGCUGGAUUUUUUGGUAACAGCAUCUCAGAAAGGAACACUAACUGUUUUUACCAGCCAGAUGAGAGUGUUGACAACUACCAGCAUUCCAGACAGUCCAUGGAUUAAUGGAUGUGAUUACCUGUAUCAGCUCAAGCGGGUUGUGGCUGUGACUGAAAGAACCAUCAUCAUCUGGGAUUACAAAUCACAAGGGAAUGCUCUGGAUACUUGUUUCAUCAUCAAACCCAUGGAACACUGUCUGCUCUGCAUCUGUGCAGUUUACCAACCAGCAGAACAGCUUGUGAAGGAUGACAUCUUAUUGGGAGAUGAUGGAGGACAUGUCAAUUUGUUUACCUUAACUAGCGAUGAUUUUGGGCUAAAACAAUCCAAAAAGCAAGCACAAAUCCAAGUUUUAGACUCUAAGAAAUUCAGGCAUAUCAGACGCAAGCUGCAUGAUGACUGGGUUGUGAAAGUUAAGUACAUUCCAGCCUUGAAUUGUUUUGUGUCCUGCUCUUUGGACAGCAUUCAUUCACUUGUUUUGGAUGACCUGAAAAGACUGGAGGACAACUUACCUGUCAGGGAUUUUUCAGUACCAAGAGGAGUCAGUGCUUUCACAUACUGUGGAAAGGCCAAUAUCAUUGUUACUGGGGGAGAAGACAAAGUCCUUCGUUUGUGGCAUCCAAACAUCAACACCAAGCCAGUGGGGAAGCUGAUGGGGCACUUGUUUAGCAUCAUUGAGAUUGUCACCAAUGAAAAAGAUCAACACAUUAUUAGCCUUUCCACUGGGAAGAAUUUCAGAGUAUGGGAUAUCCAAACACUUUCACUGAUGCAAGUCUUCCAUGAUACCCAAGCAGAUCCCAGAGAAGCACAGAUUUUUGCUAUGUUAUUUGACAAUAACCAUGGCACACUCAUUACAGGAUCAGCUGUCAUUGAUAUUUAUCCUCUAACACGAAUGAUACAAGACACAAAGCAGGUCCCCCAGACACAUGAAAGAAACAUCAAUGUACUAUUAUACAAUAGUGCCUUUCACCAAGUUCUUACAAUCUGUUCGGAGUCUAUUGUAAAAAUCUGGGAACUGGAAUCAGGGCAGCUAAUAUACCAGAUUGAGGAUGCUCAUGGGCCUGGCAUUGAGUUGACAUGUGCAGCAAUUGAUAAAAAUGGAUUUCAUCUUGCAACUGGAGCAUGUGAUGGGACUGUAAAAACAUGGGACUUUGGCAGUGGACAACAACUGAAAACAUUGCCUCUACCCAAAGAAAGCUGUGACUAUGAACACUGGCUGAUUCAGAUGAUUUACCUGAAGGCUAGUGAGAGCAAACAUGUGAUCAUGGUGUUGGAGUACAGUGGAACAAUAAACAUUGUUCAGAGUAAUGAAGGUGAACCUCUUCUGAGUAUUACCUGGAGUCUUCCUGAAGCCCUAUCACUGGCACUUCAAGGCAAUCCACUAAUACCUUUAAGACUGAGUCCCAUUACGAGGAAAGCAAAUGGAUUUUUUCCAGAUGUUCAAUUAUUGCCUGAGAAGGAUCCUGUGGAAGCUGAUAUGGAGAAUCCUUUACCACCUGAAGUAAAAGUGAAGUGUUUUGAUGUACUAAGACUUGAAGGUUAUAAUUUGUUAGCAACUGCAAGUGAAAAUGGUGCUAUCAUCAUGUGGGAUUUUGAAUCUGCCAUUGCCAGACACAUAUUCAAAACCAGUCACGCUGAUAAAACACAUGGACCUAACAUACUUGGAAUCAAUAUGUUGCUAUUCCUCUGUCGAAGUGCUCUUUCUGCAAGGCAACUGAGUCAGUCCUCCACGUACAGUUCAGACCUUCAGAGCGAUGAAACUCCUACACAGGAGGCAGAAGGUGGCAACAGCAGCCCAAGCAUAAAGAGGGAAGCUGUUAAAAACGAGCCAUUCAUUGCAGCACAUACUCCAGGUAAGGAUUCAAUGGCCAAUUAUACACUGGCCAGUGUUUACUUCUGGAUGUUAAACAGAAAAAAAAAGAACUAUGGUAAAAAAAGUAAUAAUGAACUUUAUUUCAAAGCAGAAAGCCAAGGACAAACAAAACUACUGGAUUCACCUAACUUGGAGAACAAGAUAUUACUCGAUAAAUUAGAAGCUGGAGGAGAACAUAAAUACAUACCUAUCCUUGCCUCUGCCCAUGAAGAUGGUUGCAUGUAUCUCUGGACUAUAGAGGGGGAUCUACUGAGAGAAAUUUUACCUGUCACAAAACAUCCUGCAAUUCCUUUGACAGCUCUGUGCACUGAUGUAUCAGCUAAAAUGCUUUUUGCAGCUAACAAAGAGGGGCAUGUGAUACGAUGGAAUAUUGGUUCAUUCUUAGAAGAUCCACUUGAUGCCAACAAGCACGUGAAACAACAACUGUGCUGGCGAGCUCAUUCCUCCAAAAUAGUCAAUCUGUUCUGUGAUGAAGAAAGGGGAUUAGUAGUGACUGCUUCAACUGAUGGUUCUGUCAGGCUGUGGCGUGGAUCCAGUGGACACUACGUUGGGUAUUUUGGUCAGCGGCGGUUGUUUGAACUCUCAGAAUCCACAGAUAUCAUUUUGCCUUGUGACGUUAAUGAGCUUCCCUUCACAAUAAAAGACGACAGCAAGUAUACAGAGAAAAGACAGAAGUUUGAAUAUCCUCUAGUGCUUGACCGGGAAAGAUGGAAGCUGUUGACUAGAAGUUCUUUGUUUUUGAAAAAGCCUGGUCUUCUGGAAGUGGAACAAGAUUUCAAGUUUUUCAAAGCUCUAGCUUCACCUAAGAUUCAUAAAUAUCCUCUGGAAAGUUUCAGAUCUGGAAACAAAGAUACUGGUAUGGUGUUUGGGUCAAUACCUAUAUACCGGGUGAGUUCAAAAUAA